Molecule: messenger RNA, 600 nt
Organism: Recurvomyces mirabilis
Lineage: Eukaryota; Fungi; Ascomycota; Dothideomycetes; Mycosphaerellales; Teratosphaeriaceae
Exons: 3
Coding region: 1-600 (199 amino acids)
Biological process (GO): fatty acid elongation; very long-chain fatty acid biosynthetic process; sphingolipid biosynthetic process
Cellular component (GO): endoplasmic reticulum membrane
Molecular function (GO): 3-hydroxyacyl-CoA dehydratase activity
Source: RefSeq, a predicted model, not a curated record
AUGGACCGCCCGGGGGACUCCCAAAACCCAACACGAACCGACCAACAAGAAAGUAGUCCUGUCAAGGUGGUGCCUCCGAGUUACAGAAGUCUAUAUUUGAUCUGCUACAAUGCGAUAUCCGCUCUGCUCUGGGCUGUAGUGCUUGGAAGAGUCGUUCUUAUAGCUGGCAUCCAUGGGCCGAAGUAUGUCUUCGCGGGUGUUGGGGAAUGGACAAAGUGGACACAGACAUUGGCGGCACUAGAGAUUGCGCACGCUGGGAUAGGCCUUGUGCGAGCACCUUUGCUCACAACUCUGAUGCAAGUCGCCUCCCGAUUUCUCCUGGUCUGGCUGAUUGCCUUCAACUUCCCAUCGACCGUUUCUGCUUCUCCAGCCUACACGACUAUGCUUCUGGCUUGGUCCAUCACAGAAGUCAUCCGUUACUCCUACUUCGCCGUCAACUUAGCUUAUGGGGGCGUUCCAGCUUUCAUGACCUGGUUGAGGUAUAACACCUUCUUCGUACUGUACCCUAUGGGCAUCUCGAGUGCGUAUGUGCUCUUCACUCAUAUGAUGGUGCAGCGGCAGAAGGUCAUGCGGAAUAUCAAAGCGAAGAAGAGUGUCUGA